AUGGACCGCGGCAAGGCACACAUCGACGAGCUCGACCAGGCUGCCCUGGAUGCGGGCGAUCUUGCCGCGCUUGGCCAUGCUGAGACGCUCACCCGCAAGUUUGACGUCUGGAGCAUGCUUGCUCUCUCCUUUUGCAUUCUCGGCACCUGGAGCACCUGUGCCCAGAACCUGGCCAGCGGUCUCCUCAACGGCGGCCCCGUCACCAUCCUCUGGGGUCUCGUCUUCGUCUUCGGCUGCAACCUCUGCGUCGCCAUCUCGCUCGGCGAGCUCUGCAGCAGCAUGCCCACAGCCCUCGGCCAGGCCUUUUGGAUCUCGCGCCUGUGGGAAACGCCUUGGGGUCGUCGCUCCUCGUACAUGUGUGCCUGGAUCAACACCUUUGGCUGGUGGACCCUCACAGCCUCCCAGAAUGCCUUCAUGACCCAGUUCCUCCUUGGCAUGAAGCUCAUGUUUGACCCCGAGUGGGAGGGCGCCAACAAAGGCUGGGUCAAGCUCCUCGUCUACGUCGGCAUCACUGUGGCCUUUAGUGCCUUCAAUCACGUUGCCUGCCGGAAUGAGAAAAUCCUGCCUGGCUUCAACAAUUUCGUCGCCGUGGGCUUCGUUGCACUCUUCUUCGCCCUCGCCAUUGGCCUCCCCAUUGCCGUGGGCACCCAUCAUGAGCUGCAUUUCCAAAACGCCAAGUUUGUCUUUGGCACCUGGAUCAACAGCACCGGCUGGAAUUCCGGCGUUACCUGGUUCCUCGGCCUCGUCCAGUCGGCCUAUGGUCUCACCGCCUUUGACUCGGUCAUCCACAUGGUGGAAGAGAUCCCCAACCCGCGCAAGCAGACGCCCAUGACCAUGUACAUGUCCGUCAUCUGUGGCGCCGUCUCCGGCUGGAUCUUCCUCUGCGCGUGCCUCUUCUGUGUCCAAGACUUCAAGAACCUGCAGGAACCCACCUCCGGGCAGCCCUUUAUCCAGCUGAUCCAGGACGUCGUCGGCGUCAAAGGCGCCGCCGUCUUCGUCGCUCUCUUCAUCUUUAACGGCAUGGGCCAGGGCAUCAGCAUCAUGACGUCGGCCUCGCGCCUCACCUGGAGCUUUGCCCGCGACGGCGGCAUCCCCUUUGCGCGCUACUUUGCCCACGUCGACACGUACUGGCUCAUGCCCGUGCGCGCCCUCUGGCUGCAGGCCGGCAUCACGGCUGUCGUCGGCCUCCUCUACCUCUUUGCCGACACGGUCCUGCAGGCCAUCCUGAGCGUCAGCACCAUUGCCCUCACCAUUUCGUACGCCAUGCCCAUUGCCGCCCUCAUGCUGGCCGGCCGCGAACGCCUCCCGCCCGGCGGCACGCUGCACCUCGGCCGGUGGGGCCCGCUCCUCAACUGGAUCUCGCUCGUCUACUGCACCGUGUCGACCGUCUUCUUCUUCUUCCCGUCGGCGCCCAACCCGGGCAUCGCCGACAUGAACUGGGCUAUUGCCGUCUUUGGCAUCAUGCUCGUCGUCUCCGUCAGCUUCUGGUUCCUGCAGGGCCAGCGCACCUACAUGGAGCCGCAGUACCUGCCGGAGAACAUCCUGGUCGACGACCCCGCCGUCUCGGAGACGUACGGCACGUUUGCGGAUGACUCAUUGGAGUCGUCGUUUGCUGGACCGUCGUCGGCCAACUCUCAAUAG
Molecule: messenger RNA, 1641 nt
Organism: Cordyceps militaris CM01
Lineage: Eukaryota; Fungi; Ascomycota; Sordariomycetes; Hypocreales; Cordycipitaceae
Product: amino acid permease family protein, putative
Exons: 3
Coding region: 1-1641 (546 amino acids)
Biological process (GO): transmembrane transport
Cellular component (GO): membrane
Molecular function (GO): transmembrane transporter activity
Source: RefSeq, a predicted model, not a curated record